GGCACCAUGGGAGCCCUUUAAAAGCUGAGGCGCGCGCGGCCUAUUUUGCAGGCUCCUGGGAGCUGAGGCACGAGGCUUGGAAGAGACAGCCGCGCUUAGCUGGAGAAGUUUCCAGAAAGCUCAGACUCGCUAACCUUCGCAGGUCCGCAUUCCACUGGGACCCAUUCCCUCUGACCCGCUCCCAAGUUUCUGAACGAGAAACACCGUUCUGCGCCUGCCUGGCUCCUUCCCGCCCCCCGGCCAGCACUUCACUGGUCCUAGCCAGCAAGCGCCCUCGUGCUCCUCGCCCCCAGAGGCAGCAACGCAACGCGGCCAUGUGUCCCCCGGUGGUGGUGCGCCAGAGCAGGGAGGGCCUGGCCUACCUGUACGCUUCCUGGCUGUACGAGCUCCAGCACGGAAGCCCUCUAGAGGUCUGCUUUGCCUGCUUCAAGGUUGCCUUCCUGGACCUCAAAGACUCGCUGGAGUCAGAGGACUGGGAGGAUGAAGACUGGGACCCCAUGGAGCUGGACGAGGCAGAGCAUGAGCAGGCGGCAGCUCUGGGGCCGGGGCCUGGCUGGGGGUCCUGGGCCCUGGUGCCAGCCUCGGAGGGGCCAGAGGAAGACUUCCUGGACGACCCCGUGGUGCCCACCGAGCUGGAGCCUCAAAGCGCAGUGCCUCUAGGCCUGGGUCCCGAGCAUGGUGACUGGACCCAGGCCCUUCCCUGGAGGUUCGAGGGGCUUCCCGCCUGCAGUCACUGGCCAAGGCCCCCACCUCCACAGCUGUUCCCCAGUGUGACCCUGGCUCCCGUGGAGCCCAUGGUGCUGGAGCUGGGCACCAUGUGGCCAGUGGAACCAGAGGAGGCUGAGGCCUGGCUGCUGGGCUUGCAGGUCUUUUUCGUGGUAGGCUACCAGGAUUCCACCAUCUACCUUCGGAAGAUGACUCCAGGUCAGGCCAUGAGGAGCGUGGGCCAGCGCUGGAGAGUGCUGCUGGAGCCUGCCGAGGUGUGGGUGCUGAAGCUCCAGGAAUCUGCCCAGCCACACGAUCUGUUGCAAUGCCAGCUGAGCGUCCUGGAGAAAACACCGCAUGGUGAGCAGGAGCAGCUGUUCCCUGCAUAUGCAAUCCUGCAGAAGAAAGGCUUCACCAUCGUAUCUUACUCACCCUGGUGUGUGAAUGAGGGGCACUCAGCCUCUGCUUCGUGGUUCCCCACCUGGGGUCAGGACCCUGGGCCCCUGGAAACUGGGAGCCGUGUUCCCAGGGGCCCUGUAGAAAGCCUGGCUGUCAGGGGCGUCUUGGCACUGGGGGAGCUGUCCUGCUUCCAGCCCUUCGGCCCUGAGCCAGGGAACUGAGGAGCUGAGUGUGGGAACUGGACUGAGUGUGGACUGGGAAUUGGACUUGUUGGGUAGUGGGGACUUACCUGUGUUCAAUACCAGGUGACUGUCAUAGUUCAAAGCAUCACACAGACCUGGAGUUGCCAAGGUGGAGGGCUGUGUGCUGUGUGACUUGGGAGUGAUCACAGCACAGUGCUCUGGCCAUGUGAAAAGACCUCGUGUGGAUGACACCACCGAAGAGCACGUGGGCCAUCUCGGUGUGUUCUAGUGUAUGAUGGUUCAGCAUCUGGGGUCUCUGCUUUUCUUUGAGAGGAAACUGCUUUCCACUGUUGGCUUUUUAUGCAGUUUUACUGUUUAACUCCUGUUCCUUUUUUGAGUUUCAGUUAAAUAAAGUUUUAUGAGCUUUGCACCAAGUCCUUGUGGGGAUGUUCUGGAUGUUCUGGAUCUG
This is a messenger RNA of Cavia porcellus (domestic guinea pig), 1755 nucleotides long. RefSeq names its product testis-expressed protein 19.2. The record is from RefSeq and is a predicted model, not a curated record. The transcript is spliced from 2 exons. Gene Ontology annotation, biological process: spermatogenesis; male gonad development; placenta development. Gene Ontology annotation, cellular component: nucleus; cytoplasm. Bases 315 to 1325 code for a protein of 336 amino acids. Lineage: Eukaryota; Metazoa; Chordata; Mammalia; Rodentia; Caviidae.